CUUUUUAAUCGCUGAAAAAGGAAAGAUUUCAAACACUUAAGUGGUGUUGGGUUGCAAAAAAGCGUUGGUUUAAAAAAAGAAAGCAAGAGCAGUGGAUGUCCCGGUGUUAAACUUUAGGAUGGACGACCACAAAGGAAAGGUGUUUCUAAUCACCGGUGCCAGCUCUGGUAUUGGGGAGGGCAUUGCCGUCCUUCUCGCAAAAUGCGGAGCAAGUUUGUCAUUGACGGGAAGAAAUGAGAACAAGUUAGAGGCUGUAAAGGAAAAAUGUCUGAAGGAGGGUUUAACACCGGAGAAAAUACUGUUGUCCGUGGGUGACAUUACAUCCAGAGAUUAUAGAAGGUCAUUAGUGGAUCAAACAAUAAAACAGUUUGGAAAGCUUGAUGUUCUGGUAAAUAAUGCUGGAAUGGCAAAGUCCAUGGAUAUAUCAAUGGAAACAGAAGAAAACUUUGAUGAAAUUAUGAACGUCAACAUAAAGUCGGCAUACUUCCUUACCCAGCUGGCUAUACCACAUCUGAAGGCUACGAAGGGCUGCAUCAUCAACAAUUCAAGUGUACUUUCAACCACUGUCCUCCCGGAUGUAUCUGGAUGUUGUUCUUACAGUAUGUCCAAAGCAGCAAUGGAUGCAUUCACCAGAAAUUUAGCUAUUGAAUUAGCACCCUUUGGAAUUCGGGCAAAUAGCGUAAGACCAGGAAUUACAAGAAGUAAUCUCGCUAGAUAUAGUAUACCAGACGAAGAAUUACUGAAUAAGGUGAUGGCAACAUCUGAAAAAGCAAAUCCUUCUGGACGGAAUGGUGAGCCGGAAGAUGUUGCCAAUGCAGUCUCAUUCUUGGCCUCUGACAAAUCAUCAUACAUAACUGGACAGGACAUUGUUAUUGAUGGCGGACGUUUUAUCCGAUAUUAGUUACAUUGCUUUCACAAUAUUAUGCCAUGGAUGCUUCACAUUGAAUUCUACUUACGAUACAAAAUACACAGACUAUUCUUUUUAUAGCACUGACUUUGCACCAUUGAAAUUCGUGUAUACAAUAAUGAAUAAUUCAGCUCAGAUAUAUACUGGUAUGCACAUUUAGUGUUAAUUUGUUUUACGUUAAACUCUUUUGAUUUCUAAUACGUACUAUCCUGCAUUUUGGAAACUCCUACACAUUGUGUUCUAAGAAGGGAUUAGUUACUUUAAAGAAGAGGGCUUAGCGCCUUGACGUUCACAUGAGUAUAAUGUAACACAAUAAAGGAUCCAUAGUUCGAAUAUGAAAUAAGCUGAUAAAUGAAGCUGUGUUGCCCAAAAAGCAAGAGAAAUAGAAUGACCAGGGAUCAGCAAAAUAAUUAAUUUUAUGCCCUGCCACAAAACUAAAUGUUGAUCUAAUUACUGCUUAUGUCUGUACUUGCCCCAUUUGUUACUAUCCCCAUGCGGGCUAAUGAAACAAUAGUUCUUGAGCUCUUUAAUAAACCAAUCUCAUUCCCUCCUAAAUUGUUCUCUCUUAGUCUUCGAAGAACAAUUAAUGUACAAAGAUGUUACUUUUGUCCCAUUUUUAUUUAUCUAUUGUCUGAAAGUCUACUUGACCAUUAAUAAAUAUGAAACUACUUUUUAUUAGAUAUUAUAAAAAUUAUUGUAUAAUUAUGUUAUUCAGCAGACAUCAAUUGCUUCAUUUACAAUGAUUAAUUAUCAUAGGUGAAUAAUUAAGGAGAAUAACAUCUUUCCGUAUAAUACAAAUUAUUAGAUUGACCACGUGGUGCAGAAUUUCAAAAAUCUGAUAAAAAUACGCUUGCUUAUUACAACUUUAUAUACUGAUUGUUUUCAAGAUGCCCAGGAACAGAGAAGAAAUUUUUUAAAUAAAUAAUGCAUUUAAUUAUAGACUCAACAAAGCCCCCCCCCCUUUACACCAGAUCUCCUGACAAAGAGGCCACGAAAUUCACAAUUUUGAAAAAAGCUCCCUUGCUGCUAAAUUCCCAGGAGAAGAGAAUUAAAUUUUCAAGGAAAUAAUGCAUUUUUCAGACCCCCAUCCACCUGAACCCCUGACCCAGGUGCAAUAAUUUUGGAAGAAGCACCAGUUAUAUUAAUGUGAAGUUAGUUAUAUAAGCAGGUUGACCUCUGGUAAUUAAUCAGAAAGGAUAUGUACAUAUUUUGAAAAGUUAAUACAUCUAACAAGACUAAUAUUAUGAUAAAUAAUUUUGUGCUUGAUUAAUGAUAGUUAUCUUCAUAUUUGAUAUUAGAAUUGAUAACAGUAUAAUCGGACCAUUUGGAAAAAUAAUGCUUAUGAACAAUAUGCUACGUUGAAUAUAAUAAUUUAACAUUUAGGCUUACAAUUACAAUGGAAUUACUUGAAAAUUAAGGUUGAAAUAUAUUCAAUAAAUAUCGAAGAAUGCAAA
Molecule: messenger RNA, 2361 nt
Organism: Saccostrea echinata
Lineage: Eukaryota; Metazoa; Mollusca; Bivalvia; Ostreida; Ostreidae
Product: 3-oxoacyl-[acyl-carrier-protein] reductase FabG-like
Exons: 10
Coding region: 119-901 (260 amino acids)
Molecular function (GO): oxidoreductase activity
Source: RefSeq, a predicted model, not a curated record